AUGCUUGAGCCAUCCGCCUCGUAUCUCUUCGAGUUGCCCGUCUCUGAUGGCGCUAUGCCCGUGUCUGUCGCGGUGGGUUGGGUCGGCCUGAUCUGGUACAUUGUUGUGCUGGCCGUCUGCACCCUGGGGUAUUUCCAAAUAUGGAGAUACUUCUUACGACAACCCCGACGCUCGCUACUUGCCAACAACCCGGACGCCCCCCAUGUCACCGCAAUUCGCCCCGUAAAGGGCCUCGAACCUCAUUUGUAUGACUGUCUAGCUGCCACCUUUCGCCAGGACUAUCCCCGCGACAAGCUCACUGUGUGUCUGUGCGUGGCCACGCGCGACGACCCAGCCUAUCCAACCCUCUGCAAGCUCCUUACCGACUUUCCGGAUGUUGAUUCGCAAUUAUAUAUUGAAGAAGAGGAUCCCCUCCUACAGAGCGGUGGUCCCGAUGCCUAUGCCCUUGGUCCAAAUCCAAAGAUUCGUAACAUGAGUCGGGCCUACCGUGAAGCCAAGGGAGACAUCAUUUGGAUUAUAGACUGCAAUGUAUGGGUUGGAACGGGAGUUUGUGGUCGUAUGGUGGAUCGACUAUGUGGAACAGGAGCUACCCCAGGGAAGAAGUUCAAGUUUGUGCAUCAUCUUCCUGUGGCUGUGGAUGUCACUGGCGAAAACAACCUCAAACACGAGCGUCGAGCACUCCUAGAUGCUCGUCCCGAUGCUACCAAUCCCCAAUCUGAACAGCCCGAGUGGUCAUCUCGUCGACCGGAAGACGGAUUGACAAGCAUACUCCCAACAGGCGGUGGUCGCCUUGAGGAAUUGUUUCUCUCCUCGUCGCAUGCUAAAAUGUACACGGCUAUCAACACGGUUCUGAUUGCACCCUGUAUUGUGGGCAAGUCAAAUAUGUUCCGCCGCUCCCACCUAAACUACCUCACGACCCCGUCGCCGAAAGAUCCUGUGUUCCGCCACCCUGGAGAUCACUUAAUCGGCGACCUUCUUUGGCGGAAGAAAGUCCGCGAGGAGAAAGACUUGGGUGAGCACUGGGGCAAGCAUGCUAUGGUCUUUGGGGAUCUUGCUAUCCAGCCUGUCGCCAACAUGAGUGCGCGAGGCUAUAUCGCCCGUCGAGUACGUUGGCUUCGUGUCCGAAAGUUCACCGUUCUCCUUGCAACGCUUGUGGAGCCCGGCACUGAGUCUUUUGUCUGUUCCAUCUACGGUGCCUGGGGCAUCACCACUGCACUGGCGCCAUACCUCGAACAAAAAGGCUUUUCGUACGCAUCCGCCUUGUCAACAUGGGCAUCUUUCUUCGCCUUUUUUGCAGUAAGCAUUGCACUCUGGAUCCUUGUUGACUGGACUCUAUACAUCAAACUGCAUUCUGCCAAGGCCAUUGAGGUAGAUGAUAACACCCCAGCCUUUGCGCAACCGGUCCGUAGCUCUUCUAGAGCCACCCGCCGGUCUUUCUUAUCAUGGUUUGCUGCGUGGCUGGGUCGAGAAUUGCUCGCCCUUCCGAUUUGGAUUCUGGCCGUCUACGGUGGCGUCACUGUUGUCUGGAGGGACCGUCGCUUCAAGGUUGGGUUUGAUGCGAAAGUCCGAGAAAUCGACCCUGAUAAAACGAUGCCUUCGGAAGGCUCGUAUUCUACCGGAUCCGUUGUGGACUGGUUCCCAAUAUCACCACAGCAGAGCAGUGAUGGGCGGACGGGAAAAGUCCGCUGUGAUUGA
Molecule: messenger RNA, 1695 nt
Organism: Penicillium macrosclerotiorum
Lineage: Eukaryota; Fungi; Ascomycota; Eurotiomycetes; Eurotiales; Aspergillaceae
Product: putative ceramide glucosyltransferase
Exons: 3
Coding region: 1-1695 (564 amino acids)
Biological process (GO): glucosylceramide biosynthetic process
Cellular component (GO): membrane
Molecular function (GO): ceramide glucosyltransferase activity
Source: RefSeq, a predicted model, not a curated record